GCCACGCUCAGCGCCACCACCGCGCCGAUGCCCACCCUGCCCCCACCUGGCCGACUGCACCCAGGACCCACACGCCCCCCAGGGGCCCGUCUCCGGCCGCCUGGCCCCGCGGGGAAGCCAGGCCCCCGGCCCAGCCCAGCCAACGCCUCCUCGCUCCCCAGCCAGCUCUUCUUUCGGGCCAUGGCGCAGAACCUGACGGCCAAGCUGGCCCAGUACAACGGGACCCUGCUGCAGCGCCUGGAGAGUUACCUCCGUGCCACACGCUACCCGCUCCGCGGCAACCAAACCAUCGCCAGCGUGGCCUGGACCAUCUACCUCUACCUGGUGAACAGGAAGUCCCUGGAGGAACAGGAGAUGGUCUACGUGGGGCUGGGCCAGCAUUCGAAGGAGCUCGGGGCCAUGGCACCCACCUUGGGGCACCCUGCGGAGGAACCCACGGGGCCCCCCGGCCGCUUCCAGAUAGCCGGGAAGGAGGGCGGCAUCUUCUCGGAGGGCUCCCCCGGCUGGGCCACGGGGCCCAGGGGCCACGCCAAGCCGGCGGUGGUGACCCGCUCCCCCGGCGCCAUUGUGGUCUCACUGGAGGGCAUGCGUGGCCACGCGGAGCGCAUGGUGGUCCGCUACUGGCGGGCGGGCGACGGCGGAGGAGCGGGGGAGCUGGCGGUUCCCGGCGACGCCGCAGUGGUUCGCCUGCAUGGCCUGGCGCCUGGCACCACCUACCAGGUGGAGAUCCAUGGCCUUGUCCAGGGGCAGCUCUCCAAGUCCUAUUCCUUUGUCGCCUCCACAGCUCCAGAGGCAUCUGGCACCGAGCCCCCCCCCACGCCCAGCCUCCCCCGCCCUGGGCCACCCCCAGGGGACCUGGCCGUGACAGACGUCUCCCCCGACCGGUUCCGCGUCACCUGGACAGCCACGCCUGGCACCUUCCAGCACUUCCUGCUGCAGUACCGAGAGCCCGGCUCCCAGGUGCCCCCCGGGCAGACCCAGGUGCCUGGAGGGAAGAGGAGUGUGAUCGUCACCCAGCUGAGCCCCGGCACCGAAUACGAGGUGGAGCUGCGGGGGGUGGCACCUGACGGGACCAUCUCAGAGCCCAUCACCACCAGCGUGUCGACAGAACCCCUUGGUGGGGGCCCCGGGCCAAGCGACUUGGGGGCCCUGGGGGUCAGGAACGUGACCAGCGAUGGGUUUGGGCUGCAGUGGAGAGCGCGGAAGGGCCUGUUCCAGUCCUUCCUGCUGCGCUACGAAGAUGCGGCCGGGCGCAUGGGGCCCCGGGAGGCCGAGGUGCUGGCGGACCAGCGGGCGACCCGUGUUGGGGGGCUGCGGCCAGGCACCGAGUACAACGUCACGCUGUACGGGGUGCACCGCGGCCAGCUCUCACCCCCACUCAGAGCCAGAGUCCGGACAGCACCAGCAGAACCCGGCACCCAGCCCAGCCUGGGGGAGCUCUCGGCCUCCGACGUCACCCACGACUCCGCCCUGCUCUCCUGGACCGUCCAGGCCGGGGACUUCGACUCCUUCCUCCUCCAGUACAAGGACGCGGAGGGAAAACCCCAGGCGCUGCCCGUGGACGGGGGAUCCAGCACGGUCACCGUCACCAACCUGGCCCCCUCCCGCAGAUACAAGUUCAACCUCUACGGCAUCUCCGGCCGCAAGCGCCUCGGCCCCGUCUCCACCGACACCGUCACAGCCACGGCACCGACGGAGGCAGUACCCACCGCCCAGCCCAGCCUGGGGGAGCUCUCGGCCUCUGACAUAACCCACAACUCCAUCCUGCUAUCCUGGACCGUCCAGGCUGGGGACUUCGACUCCUUCCUCCUGCAGUACAAGGACGCGGAGGGAAAACCCCAGGCGCUGCCCGUGGAUGGGGGAUCCCGCGUGGUCACCGUAACCAACCUGGCCCCCUCCCGCAGAUACAAGUUCAACCUCUACGGCAUCUCCGGCCACAAGCGCCUCGGGCCCAUCUCCACCGACACCAUCACAGCUGCAGUGCAGCGGGAGGAAGAAAUCACCGCCGAGCCCAGCCUGGGGGAGCUCUCGGCCUCCGACAUAACCCACGACUCCAUCCUGCUCUCCUGGACCGUCCAGGCCGGGGACUUCGACUCCUUCCUCCUCCAGUACAAGGACGCGGAGGGCAAACCCCAGGCGCUGCCCGUGGACGGGGGAUCCCGCACGGUCACCGUCACCAACCUGGCCCCCUCCCACAGAUACAACUUCAAAUUCUAUGGUGUCUCCGGCCGCAAGCGCCUCGGACCUAUCUCCACUAAUGCAGUCACAGCGCCAUGGAAGGAUGAACCCACCGCCCAGCCCAGCCUGGGGGAGCUCUCAGCCUCCAACGUCACCCGCGACUCCAUCCUGCUCUCCUGGACUGUCCAGGCCGGGGACUUCGAUUCCUUCCUCCUGCAGUACAAGGACAAGGAGGGCAAACCCCAGGCGCUGCCCAUGGAGGGGGGAUCCCGCACGGUCACCAUCACCAACCUGGCCCCCUCCCGCAGAUACAAGUUCAACCUCUACGGCGUCUCCGGCCGCAAGCGCCUCGGCCCCAUCUCCACCGACACCGUUACAGGCGCGGUGGCGCAGGGGGAGGAGGAGCCCAGCCUAGGGGAGCUCUCGGCCUCUGACGUCACCCACAACUCCAUCCUGCUCUCCUGGACCAUCCAGGCCGGGGACUUCGACUCCUUCCUCCUGCAGUACAAGGACGCGGAGGGCAAACCCCAGGCGCUGCCCGUGGAUGGGGGAUCCCGCACGGUCACAGUCACCAACCUGGCCCCCUCCCGCAGAUACAAGUUCAACCUCUACGGCAUCUCAGGCCGCAAGCGCCUCGGGCCCAUCUCCACCGACACCGUCACAGCCGUGGCACCGCGGGAGGAGGCAGUUGGGAUGCAGCUCCGCCUGGGGGAGCUCUCAGCGGCCAACGCAGGCCACGACUCCAUCGACCUCUCCUGGACUGUGGAGGAGGGGACAUUCGACUCCUUCAUCCUCCAGUACCGGGACGCAGAGGGCAACCCCCGGGCACUGCCCGUGGAUGGUGCCCUGCGCUCCCUCCACCUCCAUGACCUGGCCCCCUCCCGCAGAUACAAGUUCAACCUCUACGGCAUCUCUGGCCGCAAGCGCCUCGGCCCUGUCUCCACCAAUGCUGUCACAGCCGCGGCACCGACGGAGGCAGUACCCACUGCCCAGCCCAGCCUGGGGGAGCUCUCAGCCUCCAACCUCACCCACGACUCCAUCCUGCUCUCCUGGACCGUCCAGGCUGGGGACUUCGACUCCUUCCUCCUCCAGUACAAGGAUGCGGAGGGCAAACCCCAGGCGCUGCCCGUGGAGGGGGGAUCCCGCACGGUCACCGUCACCAACCUGGCCCCCUCCCGCAGAUACAAGUUCAACCUCUAUGGCGUCUCCGGCCGCAAGCGCCUCGGGCCCAUCUCCACCGACGCCGUCACAGCACCGUGGAAGGAGGAACCAGCCCCGCAGCCCAGCCUGGGGGAGCUCUCGGCCUCCGACUUCCAGUCUCAGCUCUGCACGUGGUUUCUGCGCGUCACUCUGGGCCGACCCUCCAUGGAUGCAGGGUGGCUGCAGGGAACCCAGGAAUGUGGAUCCUCUUUGCAGAGAUACCCCGUCAUCGUCUGUCCCCAGCUGUCCUUCCCAGAAGGGGCAACCCUCCGGGCACUGGCCCGUGGUGGUGCCCAUGCCUGCUCCCUCACCGUCCAUGACCUGCGCCCCCUCCGCCAGAUACAAGUUCACCUCGUAGGCAUCUCUGCCGCAAGCGCCUCGGCCCUGUCUCACCAAAUGCUGUCAAGCCGCUCUGGCACCCGACGGAGGCGCCUCGGGUUCCCAGCCCAGCCUGGUGAGGAGCUCUCAGCCUCCAACCUCACCCACGACCUACCCAUCUGCUCCUCCCUGGACCUGUCCAGUGCCUGGGGACUUCGACUUCCUUCCUCCUCCGAGACAAGGUCGCGGAGGCAGACCCCAGCGCCGCUUGCCGUUGAUCGGGGGGAUCCCGCAACGGUUCACCGUCACGCAACCCUUGGCCCCAUCCUGCACGAUACAAGUUCAAUCUAUGGCGUCUCCGUGCCGCAAAGCGCCUCGCCAUUCCUCCACCUCAGUCUGCUACGUGGUUUCUGCGCGUCACUCUGGGCCGACCCUCCAUGGAUGCGGGUGGCUGCGGAUACAAGUUCAACCUCUACGGCAUCUACGGGCCGCAAGCGCCUCGGGCCCAUCUCCCACGACGCCAUCACAGGUCAACGGCUGCUCCCGGUACAAGGACGCGGAGGGCAACCCCAGCGCGCUGCCAGUGGACGGGGAUCCCGCACGGUCACCAUCACCAACCUGGCCCCCUCCCACAGAUACAAGAUCAACCUCUACGGGCAUCUACGCCGCAAGCGCCUCGGCCCCAUCUCACCGACACCGCACAGCCGUGGCCCACGAAGCGGUGCCCACCUGCCCACCGCAGCCUGGGGGCUCUCUGCCUUCGACAUCACAAUGACUCCACCUCCGCUCUGUCUGGACUGUCCAGACCGGGGACCUUCACUCCUUCCUCCUCCAGUACAAGACUCAGAGGCCGACCCUGGCAUGCCCCAGUUCCCCCAACGUGCCCGCCCGACCCUUCUGAGGCAGUGCCCCCCCGCGUGUAUGGGGAUCCGCACGGUCACUGUCACCAACCUGGGCCCCCUCUCCCGCAGAUACAAGUUCACCUUCUACGGCAUCUCUGGCCGCAAGCGCCUCGGGCCCGUCUCCACCGACACCGUCACAGCGCCAUGGAAGGAGAAACCCGCCCCCCAGCCCAGCCUAGGGGAGCUCUCGGCCUCUGACGUCACCCACGACUCCAUCCGGCUCUCCUGGACCAUCCACGCCGGGGACUUCAACUCCUUCCUCCUCCAGUACAAGGACGCGGAGGGCAAAACCCAGGCACUGCCCGUGGAGGGGGGAUCCCGCACGGUCACCGUCACCAACCUGGCCCCCUCCCGCAGAUACAAGUUCAACCUCUACGGCAUCUACGGCCGCAAGCGCCUCGGGCCCAUCUCCACUGACGCCAUCACAGCCGCGGCACCCACAGAAGAGGUGCCCACCGCCCAGCCCAGCCUGGGGGAGCUCUCGGCCUCUGACGUCACCCACGACUCCAUCCUGCUUUCCUGGACCGUCCAGGCCGGCGACUUCGACUCCUUCCUCCUCCAGUACAAGGACGCGGAGGGCAAACCCCAGGCGCUGCCUGUGGACGGGGGAUCCCGCACGGUCACCGUCACCAACCUGGCCCCCUCCCGCAGAUACAAGUUCAACCUCUACGGCAUCUCCGGCCGCAAGCGCCUCGGCCCCAUCUCCACCGACAGCGUCACAGCUGUGGCACCGUGGGACAAGGGAGCCGGGACGCAGCUACGCCUCGGGGAGCUCUCAGCCUCCAAUGUCACCCGCGACUCUGCCUUGCUCUCCUGGACCGUGGAGGAGGGGACCUUCGACUCCUUCAUCCUCCAGUACAAGGAUGCGGAGGGCAAACCCCAGGUGCUGCCCGUGGACGGGGGAUCCCGCACGGUCACCGUCACCAACCUGGCCCCCUCCCGCAGAUACAAGUUCAACCUCUACGGCAUCUCUGGCCGCAAGCGCCUCGGCCCCGUCUCCACUGACACCAUCACAGCUCAGCUUCCCGAGGCUGGUGCGGUUUGCCCGCGGGGCGGGGUGGCGCGGGAAGCCGGGAAUGUGGGCUGCUCUUUGCAGCCUUUUGCCGUCGUCAUGUCUCGGCCCCGCUUCUCCUUCAGCCGCAGGAUCGUCACUGUCCUGGGGCCGUCGGUCCCUGGGGCUCCCCCUCGGUCCCCAGCUUCGUCCUGGACCGUCCAGGCUGGGGAGCUUCGAGACUCCUUCCUCCUCCAGUACAAGGACGCGGAGGGCAAACCCCAGGCGCUGCCUGUGGACGGGGGAUCCCGCACGGUCACCAUCACCAACCUGGCCCCCUCCCGCAGAUACAAGUUCAACCUCUACGGCAUCUCCGGCCGCAAGCGCCUCGGGCCCAUCUCCACCGACACCGUCACAGCGCCACAGGAGGAGGGAGCCGGGAUGCAGCUCCGCCUGGGGCCGCUCUCGGCCUCUGACAUCACCCACGACUCCCUCAAUCUGUCCUGGACCGUGGAGGAAGGGACCUUCGACUCCUUCAUCCUCCAGUACCGGGACGCGGAUGGCAAACCCCAGGUGCUGCCCGUGGACGGGGGAUCCCGCACGGUCACCGUCACCAGCCUGGCCCCCUCCCGCAGAUACAAGUUCAACCUCUACGGCAUCUCUGGCCGCAAGCGCCUCGGCCCCGUCUCCACCGACACCGUCACAGGCCGGCCGGACGAGGAGCAGGAGGAGGAGGAGGAGGAAGGGGCCACGCAGCCCAAGCUGGGGGAGCUCUCGACCUCUGAGGUCACCAAAGACUCCGUCCGCCUCUCCUGGACUGUCCAGGCCGGGGCCUUCGACUCCUUCCUCCUGCAGUACCGGGACGCGGAGGGCAAACCCCAGGCGCUGCCCGUGGACGGGGGAUCCCGCACGCUCGUCGUCUCCGACCUGCUCCCCUCCCGCAAGUACAAGUUCAACCUCUACGGCAUCUCCGGCCACAAGCGCCUCGGCCCCAUCUCCACCGACGCCGUCACAGCCUUCCCGGAAGCCUCCAGCGUGACACCCGCCCGGCUGGAGCAGCUGCUCGUCUCCGAGGUGACCCCGACCUCCCUGCGGCUGCGCUGGGACGCGCCCGAGGGCGACUUUGACACCUUCCUCAUCCGUUACCGGGCCGAGGGCCGGGGGCCCGCCCAGGAGGUGCCAGUGCCGGGGGCCCAGCGCUCGGCUGUGCUGCGGGGGCUGCGGCCCGGCACCGAAUACGACCUGGCCGUGUACGGCCUGCGGCAGGGCAAGGAGACGGCCAACGUCCACGGGGCCGCGCGGACCAGCAGCCUCGGUACGGCCCCCCUGGGUGGGAGCUGGGAGAGGCCCCAGGACCUGCGCUUUCGCGAGUCCGCGAGACCUCGCUGGGGUGACGGGCGGGCCCCCGUCCACCCACGUCGACCACUACAAGGUCUUCCUUCAGCUUGCGCCCAUGGGGGGAGCCGCAGGCCACGAUGGUCAGAGGGCACCAGGCUGCAGACGACGCUCGGGGCGCUGAUCCCCGGGGCCAGCUACGAAGUCAGCAUCAUGGCCAUGCGGGCUUCGAGGAAGAGCGCGCCGCUGGUGGGCUACGUCACCACAAUCCCCGAUGGCCCCUCCGACCUGCGAGCCGUCAACAUCGCCGACACCUCGGCCCUGCUGCGCUGGCGCCCGCCCCGGGCCCCCGUCCAGAGCUACAAGCUGAGCUACGGGCCCCCCCAGGGCCCUCGUGACACUGCAGCUCCCCGGGACCGGCCGAGCACCCCUGGCUGGCUGCGGCUGGACACCUGUGUAGUUGAGUCAGCGUCCAUGCGGUGAUGGGGGGGCAACCGCAGCUCCCCCGCCAGCGCCACCUUCACACCGGAGAUCCCUGGGCCCGACGCCGCCUCCCACCAGCUGAGCAACCUGACCCGUUCAGCCGCUACCAAGGUUCCGGGUGCAGGCGAUCCGGUGGCCGCCCAGCACCCCCAUCCCACCUCCUUCAACACCGGUGAGCCGCAGGACUCCUUGGCGUCUCUCCAGUCGGGACGGGAGCGGGGCUGGUGGUGGACCAUCUACCUGGGGGGCGACAGCAGCGGCCCCCUCAGGUGCUACUGGUGGGACAUGGGAGACCGACGGGCGCUGGCUGGAGAGAACCCAGGCGUCCGGGCAGCCCUGGCCAUUCGCCAGACCCGCCCCCUGCUUGAGCCAGGAGAAGAACCCAGCGUCCGGCCACCCUGCCAUCGCCAGACCCCGCCCCCUGCUGAGCCAGGGAGAGAACCCAGGGUCCGGCCAGCCCAUGCCAUCGCCGAUCCCGCCCCCGCGAGCCAGCGGAGAGAACCCAGGGUCCGCCAGCCCGCAUCGCCAGAUCCCGCCCCCGCUGAGCCAGGGAGAAACCAGGCGUCCGGCCAGCCCGCCAUCGCCAGACCCCCGCCCCCUGCUGAGCCAGGGAAACAGGGCGUCCGGCCAGCCCUGCCAUCGCCAGAUCCCGCCCCCUGCUGA
Messenger RNA from Chelonoidis abingdonii (Abingdon island giant tortoise), 8070 nucleotides. Lineage: Eukaryota; Metazoa; Chordata; Testudines; Testudinidae. The record is from RefSeq and is a predicted model, not a curated record.